This is a messenger RNA of Panonychus citri (citrus red mite), 6469 nucleotides long. RefSeq names its product serine/threonine-protein kinase DCLK1-like. The record is from RefSeq and is a predicted model, not a curated record. The transcript has 4 exons. Gene Ontology annotation, molecular function: ATP binding; protein kinase activity. The coding region runs from base 1906 to 4809 and encodes 967 amino acids. Gene Ontology annotation, biological process: protein phosphorylation; intracellular signal transduction. NCBI's taxonomy places the organism in Eukaryota, Metazoa, Arthropoda, Arachnida, Trombidiformes, Tetranychidae.
UAACACGAUCAUGUUGAUGAUUAUGAUGUUCACAAGAUCAUUAAAUUGACAUGAAGCAAAAUACAAUCAACACAAUUUGAUGGAGGAAAACAAUCCGAGAGAGAAAGGAAAUCCAAUCAAACCGAUUCUAUAAUCUGUUAAAUCACCUUAAAUUGUUAUUAUGGUUUUAAGCCGAUAAUGUGUCUACAUGAUUAGUGUAUGAAGAUUAAUUGUUGAUAUAGAAAAAGGAAUACAAUUUUCUUUUUCUACCAAAAUUAACAACAUCAAUUGUUUUCUUCUUCUCUCCAUUUGGUGUAUGUGUUAACCUGAUUGUCUCUUCUUGUGGAUUUUAGCCAAAUUAUGAUGAAUCUAAAUUGAGAAUCUGUUGGUGUUGAUUCACUUUUUUUUAUCACAAUUCUAUUCUUUCAUCAUCUUCAUCAUCAUUUAGAUGAAAAAAUGUUAAUUUAAACCUCAAACUGUUGUGUUACCGUUUUCAUGAUUCUACUAUGUGAUGUUACCAUUGAGAUUAUUGUUUCCUCUCUCUCUCUCUAAGUUAUUCAUGAUUUUCAUGGUGUUUUAUUGGAACAAUUUAUUCAUUUCAAUUUGAUUAUCAUAUAAUUAUAGACUUUUGGAUGUUGUUACCAUGCUAUUUACCGGUCAUUAAGAUCUUCAGAGUUAAUCAUUUUCUUCUCCCAAUUUUCUAAGUGAAAGUGGAUAAUAAACAUUCAUCUGAAAAGAGACACUCACACACUCUUUUCUCCAACCAACUCACUCAUCCUUUUUUUUUCCUGUUCUUUGGUGGAUACACACCAACAACUCGAUCAAAGACUUUGGUCUUUUUUAGGCGGUCUUUGGAUUCUAUAAGAGAGAAAACAACAACAACAAUUUACAGAGGAACUUGUUAAAUACUAAAGGAAAAGAAAGAGAAAAAACCGGUAAAAGAAACAUUGAGAAGAGAAGAAGAAAAAAAUAACCAAAAGUAAAGAAAAGAAAAAAGCUAAAUGGUGUUGAUGGAAAACUAUGAUAACGUUAAAGUGAAGGGAACAUUACAACCACCAUGGAACCAGAUAAAAUAUGAUGAGUUGAUAAAGAUUAAGGAAUAAUCAUCAUGUGGUGAAUAUCAUGGAAAAUCUGAAAGGAUAAAAAAAGAAUAAGAAAUUAACAAAAUCCAGUGAAAAGCUUUCCAAAGACAUUGGAGGUUGAUGUUUAUUUUAUUUUCUUGGUUCAUUUUAUAAACUCUCGUAUCUAUGGAGCUCAUUUAAUCUGUGUGGUAUUCAUAUAUAUAUAUAAAUGUAUUUAUAUUUAUAUGUGUAGGAAUGUUGUCCUUGGUAAUGGUAACCGUACAAUUGGAUUGUGCGUUGAUUUGAUUCUGUGAAUAUAAACAAAUUGUGUUAAAACAAAGACAAACCACCAGAUUUAUCAAUCUACCCAACAACUUCACCAACUCACACACUCUCUCUCUGUGUAUAUUUUAUCAUCGUCAUCAACAACAACAACAUCUUUCUGUGUGUCUAUUUGUGUCAAUAUAAAUUACCAAUCCAGUGCACUUCUCUAAAUUUCUACAUCGUUCUCAAUUGUAUUUAACCAUAAAAUUAGAUCAAUUGACAUUUCAAUCAAGUGAUAAUCAGUGAUUUUCACCAAUAUUUUCUCAUCUCUUUUUUAGCUUCGUCAUCAUCUUAAGACUUGAAAUCUUAUUUAUCCCAUUUCACUUUUUCCUUCCUGUAAAGUGGCUAAAAUCAGUGGAUAAUUAAUACAUUGCCUUUUCUCAUCUCGCCUUUUAAUUAAUCUCAUCAAUUGCUUAUUCUUAGCAACAAUUGCUGGUAUUUAUCUCGUCAUCAUCAUCAUCAUCACCUUCAAAUACUAACCUGUUCAAAUAGAGUGAGUGAGAGAUAGAGAGAGAGAGAGAGAAAGCUCCCCUGUACAACCAUGAAAACUUUGAUUGAAGCUGAUAGAGAGACUGAAGAUUCCUCAUUGGAACAUUCAACAAGUUCAAAUAAUCAGUUGACACCAAUUUCUAAAAGUGAAUCAACUUCCGUUUCUAAUAAUAAUCGAGCGAAAAGAAUUGAGUUAUUAAGUAUUGAGAGAAAAGGUAAACGUCUCAAAUUUAUGAUCAAUGGGAAUCGAUUUUUCCGUGGGAUUCGUUAUUGUCUGUGUACCGAAAGGAUUCGUUGUUUUGAUGUUCUAUUAGAAGAUUUAAAUAGAUUAAUUAAAGACGUUAAUCUACCUAAAGGAGUUCAAUAUAUUUACUCUUAUUCAAUGGAUGAUAAAUUAUCUCGAAACAAAUUGGAAUCACUGGACGAGUUUAAAGAUAAUCAUAUUUAUAUUUGUUCAUCUAAUGAUAACUUUAUUGAUUUGGAUUAUGGUUCAAUCAGUCAAGGUUUUGAUUGUCCUGCUGGUGGAGGAAUUGGAGGAUUUAACCAAUUAUCUAAAUCAACUUCUUGUACGGCUGCUGAUCAACGAAUCAAAACAAUGGCUUCAUCACCAUUUAAUCCUCAUAAUCAACAAUCAUCAGGGUCGCCAACAAAUGAAUUUAUCCGACCCAAAUUGGUUAAUAUAAUUAUUAAUGGUCCUAAACCUCGAGAAGUGAUUAAAUUGUUACUCAACAAACGAUCAGUUCACUCCUACGAUCAACUACUCACCGAUAUUCAAGCCAAAAGUAAAACCUUGUUUACCCCAAUAAGACGCGUUUAUCACUUAAAUGGUAAAAAGGUAACCAAAUUGAAAGAUUUUUUCAGCAAUCAAGACAUAUUUAUUGUAUCGGCAAGUGAUAAACGUAACAAUCAAGAUUUUGAUAUUCACCCGGAAGAGUGUAACAACAUUCACUUUGGACGUUUUCUCCUAGGUAAAGGUAACGUCUCCCUAUCAACAACAGCAUCAACAUCAUCAUCAACAAUACCAUCAACAAUAGUAACAUUGGCAACCAACAACAACAGGCGAUACAAUAAUAUUAACGAUCCGACGAUAACGUCAACAUCAUCAACUUCAUCACCAAUAAAAUCAAUCUCACGACAAUCAAAUACAAUUAUUUCAUCACCAUCAACAUCUAUCAACAACAAAACUGUAUCAACAUCGCAAGAAAUUGAUUCAUCAUCAUCACUUUCAUCCAGUUCAAGUUCAUCAGUUUGGCUGGAAAAUGUUAAUCUAAGAGAUUUAAGUCUAGAAAAUGAUGUAUUUACACCUGAUAUUUAUGAUCCAGUUUCAUCAACAACAACAUCAACAAUGACCAAUACCAACAACAACAAUUAUUCAAAUCAACAAUUUUCCUACCAACGAAAAUAUCUAAACAACAAUUCAACAUUAAUACCAAUGAGUUCCUCUCGAGUGUCUCUAAAUGAAUACAACAAUCAACGUGAUUAUCCAGUUCGACGAAAUACCUCAACCAAUACAACAACCUCAUCAUCUAAUCGUAAUAGUAUUGGUGGAAUUAGUUCAAAUAAUAUUAAUUAUCUAGGUGAAAAUAACAUCUCAUAUGGUCAAUCACAAAAUUCAUCGAAACAUAAAACAUCAUCAUCAUCAUCAACUUCAACCUCCAAAGAUAAAAUUAAACAAUCACCAAACCGCAAACACACAAACAACCACAACAACAACCACAACAACAACAACACCUUACGAGCCAGUGAUGGUAAUAUUGUCUAUCAGGAUCCAUUGAAAUCAACUAACAGGACUAAUCAAAAGCAUCAUCAUCAUCAUCACCAUCAUCACAAAUCAAAUCAUCACAACAACAACAACAAUAAUUGUGAUAAUAUAAAUAAUGAUAAAAACACCAAGAGGAAAACAUCAACACCUUCAAUUAAAUUCAGUAGAAUACCAAUUCUUCAAGGAUUAACUCAACUUCCCAGACGAAUUAAUUCAACAAUUAACUGUGCUAAACUUGUCUCAAGUAAUAAUAAUAAUCACCAUAAUAACAAUAACAACAAUAAUAAUAAUAAGAUUACGUCAAGUAACAAUUAUCUUGAUUGUUCACCAAGUAGUAAUCAUUAUUCAUCCACGUUGAGUUUAUUAUUUCCUCGUGAAAUUAAUCGUAAAUACUCAGUGGGUAAUAUAAUUGGCGAUGGUAAUUUCGCCGUUGUCCACGAAUGUACCAAUCGAUGUAAUAACGUUAAAUAUGCAAUGAAAAUAAUUAACAAGAGUAAAUGUCGAGGGUCCGAAGUGUCCAAAUCGGAAGUGGCAAUUUUAAGGAAAAUUAAUCAUCCAUUUAUCAUACAAUUGAUUGAAGAUUAUGAUUUUCCCAAUGAAAUGUAUCUAGUCAUGGAAUUGGUAGCCGGUGGUGAUUUAUAUGAUGCAAUUACCUCUAAAAAUAUGUACAGUGAAAAGGAGGCCCGAGGGAUGGUGACCAAUCUACUCCAAGCUCUCGCUUACCUGCACUCAAUGAAUAUCUGUCAUCGUGACAUUAAGCCUGAAAACUUACUUGUCUCAUCCAAGAAAGAUGGUAAAAUGUUCAUUAAAUUAGCGGACUUUGGACUUGCCGUUAAAAUCCUUCCAGGUCAAAAGUUAUACGAGGUCUGUGGUACACCGAUUUAUGUGGCACCCGAAAUUUUAGCUGAAACAGGUUACGAUUUCAAGGUGGACGUUUGGGCGGUCGGUGUUAUCGCUUAUAUUUUACUCUGUGGUUAUCCACCGUUUGUUAGUAAAAACAAUGAUAACGAUGAACUUUUUGACCUCAUCUUGAAAGGUUCAUUUGAAUUUCUGCAUCAAUAUUGGUCAACUGUGUCCAGUGAGGCUAAAAAUUUCAUUUCUAAAUUACUGAUUGUCAAUCAACAUGCUCGUCUCACCUCAUUGGAAGCUCUGAGAGACUCAUGGAUCUCUGAAGACAUUAACCCUUACUGGUGAUCAUCAUAAAUCCACGACUUUGAAGAUCAAAGAAAGACAAUUAAUCCAUAAAGUGGACAAGAGAAACUAAAUUAUCAAAUUGUCAAGUCAAUCAUCUUUAAUUACACACACAAGAUGAAUAAAUCUUAUCCAUCCAUCCGUUAAUUGUUCAACCAAAAUGAGAAUGCAAUUUAACUGAAGAUUUAUUCAGAAUCAACAUGAAACUGGAUAUCAUUAAAUGUCAUGUGAAUUAUGAUCAAUGGCAGUUGAUCAUUGGAAUAACCUUAUUCACGAUUACCCUAAAUCAUAAUAAUCGAUCCGAAAAAUACAAAACCGAGACGAAGAAAAAGUAAAUGUCUGGAAAUCAAAAGAAAGAGACACGAAAAACAAAGCCAACUAUUCAAUUGAAACUUUAAUUGUUACCUAAUUGUCACCAAGUUGUCGAACCAUGACCACAAUAGUGACCAUUCAGUUUUCUGUUGAUCAAAAUUCAAAUGGAGUCACAAAUUCAUUCAUUUAGAUACAAUGUUAUUAAUCCAUAAACUUCAAUCCAUAAUCUUGAUUAUUCUUGAUUAACAAUAAGAUGAUUUACAAUUAUCUUAAUUGUUUCUCGAUUACAUUGUGAUCAAUUGUUAUCACCAUCAUCUUCCAAUAUUAACAUUGUUUUCUCAUGGAACAAAACAAAAGCUAGUCUCCCUUAUCAUCCAAACUCAUCAUUGUAUUGACUUAAAUGUAACCCUUUCACUCCCACCUUCACCUUUAUCAUUUCCUCUUCCUGUUCCAUCAUCAUCAUCAUCAUCGACUUGCCUUAAAUAAUAAUACAGAAGGAAAAGGAAAAAAAAAUAAAGAAAAAGAAUGCGGAAGAAAAACAACCAAACUCUAACCAGAAUGAAUUCUGGUGAACUGAACAAAAGAGUAACAAUUAAUAACAAUUGUUGACAAACUAAUCCAGUUGAUUGGAGAUGGAACAAUCAAUUGAUUGUCUUUGUCGAAAAAAAAUUCUCGAAACUGGAUUAAAAUUCAAUGAAAGGAAAGGAAAAAGAUAAACCCAUAAUUAAGGACAAAGAGAAAUGCUCAAUUCUGUUUUUGAUUUAACACAAUUUGAUAAUAAUAAGAAAAAUAGUUAACUAAUCAACUAAUUGACAAUUUAAUUACAAUUAUAAACUAAAACGAUAUAUAUUUACAUAUGUAAUAUAUAAUAUUUUUAAACUCUUCAUCUUGUAAAACAAUCAAAAGGAUAAAAUCUCAGCAAAUUGUAACCUUGAUGAUUGAUUUCUCUCAUUUAAUUGUUUCUCUGCCAAAAUUUUCUCAUUGUUAAUCACCAACAAUUAAUUCAACAUUUUAAAAAUGAUUUACAAUUGUCUGAAUCAAAAAAAAAACUGGAGCAAAAACAAAUCAACGAAACUAAUUAACAACCAACUCGUUGAACAUUUUCUUAUGUUCAUCUCUGUGAGUUAAUUAAGGUUAACAAUUAAGUCGACAAUUUGAUUCAAUCAAGUAAAUCACAUUUUUACACAAUGGGAAAAACAAAUUAUAAUCCUUGCCCUUUAAUUGAUCAAUUUAAUGAUUAGUAAACAAAUUAAAUCUAAUUAGUCCUCUGAAAGUUUAAUCAUUUUCUUUGCGACUAAUUUAAUAUUGUACUUGAUUUAUAAAUACAACAAUUAAAAGCUAACAAUUUAAA